Closterium sp. NIES-67 is the source of this 4025-nucleotide messenger RNA. NCBI's taxonomy places the organism in Eukaryota, Viridiplantae, Streptophyta, Zygnematophyceae, Desmidiales, Closteriaceae. The record is from the annotation of a GenBank genome assembly.
CACCGUAUAUGGGCAGAGAGACGUUAGAGAGCUAUUUCAGCGGGUAGGGAGCUGGGACGUAGGGACUAGGAGGCGCGUUUUGCUUCAGCAAGUUCACAAUACUCCUUGAAAAAUUGAGGGAUAGGUCGGUGUUUUGACUCGGAGAAUAAAGAAUCGCCAUGCUUAUCACCAGAUUUAUUAUCUUAGCGAGCGUUUUCUAGGGUCCGAGCACUGUCAGCUCGUAUUCGGAGUUGACGUUUUCGAUCCUGUCCAUAGUUCAGCCUUUCUUCUGCUACUACCAGCUGCGUUCGCCUUUCUUUCCGUCGUCGGCGCACAUUAGUCUUUGCUCCGAUCGCUGCAUUUCUUCCGUCGCCGUCGCCGUCGCCGUAGCGCUCGCAGUCGUCGCCGUCGCCGUCGUCGUAGCCUGUCGCGAUGUUUUUUUCGCAGCUCUUUUUGUCGAAGAAGGGCGCGCUGGGCCCGAUAUGGAUCGCGGCGCAUCUCGAGCGUAAGCUCAGGAAGAACCAGAUCUUCGAAACCGACAUCCCUCAGACCGUCGACACCAUUCUUCACCCCGAGGUGCCCAUCGCGCUGCGACUGUCGGGUCAUCUGCUGCUGGGCGUCGUGCGCAUAUACUCGCGGAAGGUGGGCUAUCUGUACGCGGAUUGCUCCGAUGCGGUGCUGCGCAUGAAGCAGGUGCUGGCGCGGGCAGCAGUGGACCUGCCGCCAGAAGCAGCCACGGCGUCGUUCCACGCGAUCACGCUGCCCGAGCAGUUCGAGCUCGAGGAGCUGCUGGCGCUGCCCGAUGGGGUGUUCGAGCUGCAGCCGGGGGCGGUGGACAAGAGUCUGACGACCAGGGAGCAGAUCACCCUGCCUGAGCCGCCACCUGUGGACGAUGGCUACGCGUUCGGCUCGCAGUACCGCCUGGAUGAGCAAUUUGCUUUGGUCGAGGAGGGUGCGGUGAUGCGGCUGGUGGAGGAGGGAGAGGAGGACGGGGAGCCGUGGCUGCCGCACGACGUGGCGGGGGAGGGGCGACAGGCGGGGGAGGCGGGAGGGGACGAGGGGAAGGGGGCGGAGGAGGUGGCAGAGGAGAGGGCGAGGGCACGAGAAGGGGAGGGGAUGGCGGAGGAAGGGGGGGCGGGGGAAGAAGGGGGCAUGGCGGGGUACGAGCCAGAGGCGGGGCUUAUGGAGCCCAUGGCCCUGGACAUGGAGUUUGGGAUGGGGAUGGGUGUGGGUGAUGUGGGCGUGGGUGCAGAGGGAGGCAGAGCGGUGGGGGAUGAGGCAGUGGAGGCGACGCAGGCAGUGGAAGCAGCAGAGGAGGCGGAAGUAGCAGCAGGAAGGGAGGCGGGAGAAUCAGGGGGGGGGGAAGCACCAGCAGCAGCAGCAGCAGCAGCAGCAGCAGCAGCAGCAGUCGAGAGAGAAGCAGGCGCAACCGCAGUAGAGGAGGCAGAGGGAGGAGCAGUGGAAGGGGCGGAGGGCGGGGCGGGUGCAGCACAGGGAGAGGCGGAGGGGGCGGAAGGGGAGGAGGGGAUACCUGAGGUGGAGGUGAGGCGAGCGGAGGCAGUGCCUUUUGACCGUGAGGCCAGGAGCCUAGAUGCCGCUGAAGCUGCUGCUGCUGCUGCUGCUGUGGGGGAACCGGGCAAGGGGGCAGUGCCAGGCACUCCAAGAGCGGAAGUGGUGGAGGAGGAGGGGGGAGAGGAGAGAAGGGGGGGAGAGGAGGGAGGGCGCGUGGGCGGGCUGGCCACCCCUGGCGGAUCCGUGGGGUUUGCCACUCCGUCUGUGGGCAUGCAUGCCAUUCCCACGCCAGACUUUGCUCUCGCGCCCACGCCCACACCAACGCACGAGGAAUGGGCCAGGCCUGAGCAACCCGCUGCAGCUGCCGAGCCUGCUGCGGCUGCCGAACCUGCGGACGAGGCUCGGGCGGGCCUGCCUCCUAGGCCACCGAAGCGAGUGCAGGCAAAGAGGAAACGAGCAGCAGCAGCAGGGGAGGCAGGGACUGUUGUUGACUCGCUGACUGUGAUUCCUUCUGACACCAUCCGCCAGCAGCUAAUCUCCCCUGACGACCUCGUGAGGAAGCGCCGCAGAGCGCCGCACACACCGGUACAGCUGGCGGCGCUGCAUUGGUCCAUGUCGGGUGUGGAGGGCCUGCAGGAGCCGGCUGUAGCUCAUGCUGUAGCGGCUGUAGCGGGUGGGGCAGCAGACGGAGUUGCAGCAGCGGAUGGGUUUGUAGCACAGGGAGCUGUGCUAGGGUCAGUAGCCGGUGCAGAGCUGAGAGGGUCUGCUACAGCCGCUGCUGCUGCUGGUGCCGCUGCUGCUGCUGCUGGUGCCGCUGCUGCUGCUGCUGGUGCCGCUGCUGCUGCUGAAGCCGAAGGGGAGCAUGCAGCGGGUCUGGGACCUUUCCUUGCCCAGUUCUUUUCCGAGGCUCCGCCAAGCCUUCCGAAGAGGCCUGGGGAAAGUGGUAGGAAGCGGAGGAGAGAGGAGGGGAUGGUAGGUGAGGGAGAGGAGGCGAGGGAGGAGGGUGCUGAUUUGGGAAGAGAAGGGGAGGAGGGGAUGGGAGUGGAGAGAAGACGUGGGGAAGAGGAGGUGGAGAGGGAAGUGAGUGCAGGAGGGGUGGAGAGAGGAGUGGAGAUGGAGAGGGGGGAGAGAGGAGGAGUGGGGGACAGAGGAGCGGAGAGGGCGGAGGAGGAGGAGGAGGUAGAGGCGGCCAGGGGGCAGCAGGAAGGGGGGAGAGCAGCAGUGCAAGCAGAGGAAGAAGCUGAGAUCCGUGAACCGAGUAUGGACGCAGCUGCAGGUGCUGCUGCUGGAGCUGAUCAGUUGACGCCUGGUGCUGCUGCAGGGGCAGAAGCUACGGGUGAUGGAGGGGAGGGGGUGGAGUGGGUCCUCCGGCCCCAUGCUGUCCCGGACAGCGCUGGGUCUCCUGGCGUCCCUCCAGUGCCCCCCACGCCCUUCACCCCUGCCUCUCCUGCCGUUGCUCCCUCGCCCUCUGCUGCUAGUGAGGAGGAGGAAGCAGCAGGUGUGGCAGAGGCAGCUGCAGGAGCAGCGGCUGACACUGCUGCUGCUGCUGCUGCUGCUGCCGAUGGUCAUGCUGCUGAUGCUGCUGAUGCUCGUGCUACAGAGGCGGAGUCCUCUCCUGCUGCGGCCCCUCCUGCUGGCGCUACUCCCGCCACUGAGCCGUACUUCCCCCCUGCUGAUGCCGGGUUCAUGGGAGAAGCAGAGGGGGAACCAGAGGAGGGCGCGGAGGAGGAGGCAGAGGGAAGCAGAGGGGAGGCGACAGCAGAGGAGAGGGGGAGGGAGGCCACCCUAGCUGCCCUGCAUGUGUCAGAGGAGAGCUUCUACUUCCUUAGAGACGGGGGGGACAAAGACGUGGACGAUUGGGAUACCUCAGCCGCCGGCAAGCGCAAGCCAGCAACAGCAGGAGAGGGCCCGGCAGAUGACUUCGGCAGCUGGAGCUGGCGCACCAGAGGAGCGGCCAAGUUCCUGCAACACUCACUGACCGCGCUGGCAGAGCAGCAGGCGCUAGCGGGGGAGGGAGGAGGAGCAGCGGCAGCGGCAGCAGGACUGGGGACAGAAGGGAUGGAGGGAUUUUCAGCAGGGGUGGAGUCGGUGCGAUCGCAGCCGUCGGUGUCGCUGCUGGCGGUGGUGAAGGGGCGGCCGAGACGAGAGGCCGCUCGCAUGUUCUUUGAGACUCUGGUGCUGAAGACGAGGGACUACAUCCAAGUGCAGCAGACGGAGCCCUAUGGUGACAUCAGCAUCACCGCACAGACGCCCCUCAUGCAAGCCGCCCUCUGAUUGGUGCGGGGACGCUUCUCACGCGAUCGCAGUGUGGCAUCAUGCUGACCCAAGCUAACCUUAGAUUCUGUGUAUGCUCAUUGUCCACCCUUCGGCAAUGGUGGGCAACACAACAGCUAAUGAUGAUGAGCCCCUAGUAGGCUCUUCAUACUUUUUAUGAGUAGAACACUUGUACGUACUUCAUACGAGUGUAGGAGAAUCGAAAAGUUUAUUCUGGAAAUAGUGUUCGCCCGCUUUAGGCACAAGUCCCAAGCAAUUUU